Myotis brandtii (Brandt's bat) is the source of this 3583-nucleotide messenger RNA. Its product is annotated as E3 ubiquitin-protein ligase TRIM17. The coding region runs from base 607 to 2166 and encodes 519 amino acids. The transcript has 6 exons. Lineage: Eukaryota; Metazoa; Chordata; Mammalia; Chiroptera; Vespertilionidae. Gene Ontology annotation, molecular function: protein binding; zinc ion binding. The record is from RefSeq and is a predicted model, not a curated record.
UAAUUUUAUGGUUGGGUCACAACAUGAGGAACUGUAUUUAAAGGGCCAGAAGGUUGAGAACCACUGGGGUAGAGGCUUCUAUCUAAACCCACAUAUUGGGAUUCUUAUUAAACUUGGACAACGGAGACACAAACACAGAAGCCCAGGGCCUAUUUGGAAAGUUCUGGGAGCCUGAAUAGAGUUUGGUCAAGCAGAGAACUUUUCCAACUCUGAUUUUUCCUUUUAAAGUCCUCCUUUCCUUUGUUGCAUGGACGUCCUGUUAAAGAAAAACUGAUUCUGACACUGGUUACACCGGUAAGGAAGACUUUAUUCAAGACUACUGCAAUAGGGAGGAAGACGGGUCAUCUCCUACUGUAGCCCACACAAUGGGAGGAUGGCCCAGGGCAUGGAGAAGGGGUUAGUGAUGGAAAAGCACAAUGAAGAGAAAUGGGGAGGGAUCUUGUUGCUAAACUGACUAGCAGGAUUCCUGCACAUUCAUCAUAGGAGGGGUGGGAUGGGCUCUAAAUGGAAUAAAACUGGGCGUGGCUAGGCAUACAGGUGGCAGCGUAGGGGAACCUGGCUGAAUUCGGUUGUGGAGAGUCUUUGUCAGCUUUCAGAGAGGCACCUAUGCCUCUUACUGAAGACAAGCCAGGUGCCCUAACAGGACCAUGUACAGUGCUGUCUGCAAGAGGACAACUCAAGUGCCUGGGGUUCUGGGCAGAGGGUGUGGCCGGAUACUCUGUUUCUUUCCCAGGAGCCAUGGAUGCUGUGGAACUUUCCAGAAAGCUGCAGGAGGAGGCAACAUGCUCCAUCUGCCUUGACUAUUUCACCGACCCUGUGAUGACCUCCUGUGGCCACAACUUCUGCCGUGAGUGCAUCCGGCUGACUUGGGAGAAGGCCAAAGGCAAGAAGGGCAGGAGGAAACGCAGGGGUGUCUUCCCCUGCCCCGAGUGCCGCGAGCUGUCCCCCCAGAGGACCCUGCGGCCCAAUCGCCUGCUGACCAAGGUGGCUGAGAUGGCACGACAGCACCCGGGCAUCCAGAGCAGGGAUCUGUGUCAGGUGCACCAGGAGGUGCUCAAACUCUUUUGCGAAGAUGACCAGAGCCCCAUCUGCGUGGUCUGCAGGGAGUCCCAGGAACACCGGCCUCACAGAGUGGUCCCGGUGGAGGAGGCUGUGAAGGAGCACAAGGGCAAGCUGGAGAAGUCCCUGGACCACCUGCAGAAGCAAAUGGAAGAUGCCCUGCUGUUUCAGGCUCAGGCGGAGGAGACCUGUGCCCUGUGGCAGAAAAUGGUGGAGAGCCAGCGGCAGAAUGUGCGUGCAGAGUUUGAGCGGCUGCGCCGCCUGCUGGCAGAAGAAGAGCAACGGCUUCUGCAGAGGCUGGAGGAGGAGGAGCUGGAGGUGCUGCCCCCGCUGCAGGAGAGCGCUGUCCGCCUUGGGCAACAGAGUGCGCAGCUAGCCGAUCUUGUCGCUGAGCUGGAGGGGCGCUGCCAGCUGCCGGCGUUGGGACUGCUGCAGGACAUCAUGGACACCCUGCGCAGGGUCCAGGAAGUGAAGCUGCAGCCGCCUAAGGUGGUGCCCAUGGAGAUGAGGACGGUGUGCAGGGUCCCGGGGCUGGUGGAGGCUCUGCAGAGGUUCCGAGGGGACAUAACGCUGGAUCCGGACACUGCUAACCCUGAGCUGGUCCUGUCGGAAGACAUGCAGAGUGUGCGGCGGGGGGACCUGCGGCAGCCCCUGCCUGACAGCCCCGAGCGCUUUGACCCCGGGCCCUGUGUGCUGGGCCGGGAGCCCCUGAGCUCCGGCCGCCACUACUGGGAGGUGGAGGUGGGCGAGCGGGCCAGCUGGGCCUUGGGUGUCUGCAGGGAGAAUGCUAACCGUAAGGAGAAGGGCGAGCUCUUUGCAGGCAAUGGGUUCUGGAUCCUGGUGUUCCUGGGGGGCUUCUACAACUCCUCUGAGCGGGCCUUUGCCCCCCUUCGAGACCCACCCCGGCGUGUAGGCAUCUUUCUGGACUACGAGGCCGGGCACCUGGCAUUCUACAGCGCCACCGAUGGGUCACUCCUGUAUGCCUUCCCUGAGACGCCCUUCUCAGGGACGCUUCGGGCCCUCUUCUCACCUCUGUCUAGCAGCCCCACCCCCAUGACCAUCUGCCGACCCAAGGGAGUGCUUGGGGAUGGGCUGGCUUCCCAGUGAGCAGGUGUCUCAUGCCUUUGUCCUGCCUUUGAGUCUCCAAGGGUAUCCUGAGCCACAGGAAGAGCUCCCAAUGCCACUUUGUGUGCUUAGUAAAAUCCCUCUACCUCUGUCAUCCCCGGGAAGCCAACACUGUGGGGCCAGCAACAUCUCCCAGGUGACCUUCCAUGGCCAUCUGAUGUCACCAGUGCAUUGCUCACAGUCCUCUGCAUAGCCCAAGCCAGGGUCCUGGGGAGCUCUGUUUGCAGGAGCCCAGCUGGUCAGCGUUGAGGCCAGGGCUUGUGGAACUUUCUGAGGCUUCAGCCUGAGUCCUUGACAGCCCCAGGGCUGUAUCCCCAAAGAGCUGCUGUCUUGUGAGGCCGCUGGGAGGGAGGUGAGUCCGUCAGCCUGUCUCAGGGUCUGGUCCUAGAAAAUGGUGCUGGAUGUGGAUGCCCCAUCAAUCGGGGUGCAGCAGUCAUCAGGAGAGGGGGGGCAUGGGAAAGGCCAGAGGAAGAGUGCUCAGAGCAAAAGGUACUUAAUAAGGGGUCUGAGGAACCUGGGUACAAGCCCUCAAGUCCCCCAGCAUGGGCCACUGUGGGCUUCUGCAGAAUGCUCCUUCCCACCCCAGAGCUGAGCACUAGCUGAGAAAAGACACUGGCCCUGCCUGGGGAAGGGGUGAAGCUGCGUAGACCCCCCCCCUCCCCCACUUCAAUCCAGGAUUUCUAUUGGCUUGUUUUGGUGCUUUUUCACAAGAAGGUGUGUACCCCAAGAUUUUAUCUGUGGUAAGGACCAUCCUUACAGUAAAUAAACUAACCAUUGUCUGUGAUGCCACUUUUGAAUUGGGUGGGAGAGUCCAUGGGCAAAGGCCUACCGUCCACAGCAAAGUUGGGGACACAGUGGCUGGCUGCAUUUCAUGCAACUGCCAUGGGAUUCUUUUUUUUCAAAUAAUCUGAUCAACAGCUCUAGGUUCCAUGGUGUUCAAUAGCUAGUUACUUGAUUAUUUAUUUACUCAUUCUCCCAUUGUUGGACUUUUUUUAAAAAUGUAUGUACCACUUUGAACAAUUCCUUCAAAUUAUGUACCCGGGAGGUUUUUCUCAGUCAAGCCAGGAGUCUGCCACUUUUCUGGCUGGGGAAGUUUCCCCAUCCUUUCCCAGUUGACUGCCUACUGUUUCACUUCCUGUUGAGAAUCUGAGGUACUGGUUGGUUCUUGCCUGAAGCAAGAUUUGGACUUUGGGAUUUCCUGGAUGGCCACCGGAAGCCAGGAGGUGAGACAGCCUCGGUGAGAGUUUGGAGGAGCACACGACUGCCCCAAGAACAGCAGGAUGGACACCUAACCAAGGCUUUGGAGCAAAGCUGGACACCAGUGUGAGGGAGGGAAAAUAUUCCCUCCACCCAUCCGAUCCCUGUCUGGAACCCGGGAAUAAAAGAUUAAUGAGAAAAA